GUCACUUUUUAGCUGGGACCUUCCAUCACACCAGUACACACUUUUAACAUCUCCUCCAGUGAACAGCAAAAUGAAUUGGCACAAGUUCACAUCCUCUCUCUGCCUUGCUUUGACUGGUCUGCUCAACAUGUCAGUGGCUCAGGUUUCUGGUCCCGCAAAAGAAAUCACUUCCUUAGGGAUCCCUGGUAAAUUCUUUUUAGUCCAACUGAACUAUUCCUGGGGCAAGGCUAGAUUUUACUGCAAGACCACCUACCAGGAUCUUGCAGAAAUUCCACCCAAAGUCCUAAAUCCCCAAAUGAAAUCCACGAAGGCUUGGAUCGGAAUGAACCGUCCCACAGACUCGCUGGACUGGCUGUGGGUCAGCGGGCAGACAGCUAACAUCACACAAGCCGGGCUGGCAAAAGACACAGAUUAUUACCCAGACUGCAUGGCUCUCACCAGCCUAGGAAAGUGGGAAAAAACAGACUGUGCACAGCAGAAUAACUUCAUCUGUAUGGACAACGCUCCAAGCACGACAAAAGCUCCGAAUCCCACAAAAGCUCCGAAUCCCACAAAAGAAACCACUACCCCAGCAGUCUCUAGCAGACUUUCCUUCGUCGAACUGAACUAUACUUGGGGCGGGGCUAGACAGCACUGCAAAAGCAACAACCUGGACCUUGCAGAACUUCCCCCCGCAGUCACAGAUCCCAAAAUGAAAUGGACGAAGGCUUGGAUCGGACUGAGCCGUCCCUCAGACUCGCUGGACUGGCUGUGGGUCAGCGGGCAGACAGCUAACAUCACACAAGCCGGGCUCUCAAAAGACACAGAUUAUUACCCAGACUGCAUGGUCCUCACCAGCCUAGGAAAGUGGGAAAAAACAACGUGUGCACAGCAGAAUUACUUCAUCUGUAUGGACAACGCGAAACCAAAAUCCAAGAGCACUGUGGGACCAUUUUUGGGUCCUUCCACUUUGACUGGCCAGAACCGCAGCAGUGCCUCUGUGGGAAGAGUCACAGCAGAUCCCAAACUAAGUCAAACUAAACAAGGGAACUGGAACACAACUCGGAAUGGGAAUGCAGGAGGAAAAACCGUGGCACCGAACCAAAACAUGACUGCAAACAUCACCGUCCUUAACUUGCUCAGCAAGGCUACCUGCGUGGUCUCACCUGUCACAGGCUUGCUAACUGUGGCUGUGGUCUUCGCGUCUUCCGUGGUCAAGUUUAGCUAAAAAAAGAUUCGAACCCUCAGCACGGAGCAAAGGAUACGAUCGCCGGACAGCCACCGCUGCAAUCAGUCUGAUUUGGAUUUGUUCUAAUUGAUUUAUUGAUGAAUUAGAUUGUCGAAUGAAUGAAUUAAAAACCACAUAUACACACAUUAAUGACUUACUAACCAUUGCAAAAGAAACUGGAGUCAAACCGGAGCCUGACUAAUUUAUAAUGAACUGAUAACGACUGAAGUCUUGAAGUAAGCACCCUGUAAAUUUAAUAAUAAUAAUAAUAAUAAUAAUAAUAAUAAUAAUACACAAGAUAUUUGAAAAGGCUGUUUGAAAUGUCCUGCACUUUUCUGUAUAAGGAUUUGAAAUGAUAAUGCCAUCCACACUUAGUGCAUUCAUAUUGAUAGGGUUGCUGGGUGAAUCAAGCCUUUGUUCUUUAUAUUAGUUCAAUCUUCACCCAACUUGUGCAAUACCUUAUUAAGCCCCUUUCUCUUAAACUUACUGAAUUACAUAUGCAUGAAAGUAAUGGUAAAGGUGCACAAGUACAAUAUAAAUACAAAAUUAUUGAGAACGUUUUGCACAUAAGAGUCCUUUAUCAGCUAAAAUGCCAGAGAACGUUCUCAAUACUUCUGUAUUAUGUUGUACUUUGUGCACCUUUUAAUAUUACUACAAGCUUUUAGUUUUGUUAAUAUUUAAUAUUCUAGUGUGCAUUGCAUUGAAAUCUUAUUUGAAAUAUAUAUAUAUAUAUAUUAGAUCAUAUUAAAGUUUGUUCUUGAUCAUUAUAGAUACUCAUGAGUUUGUGUUGUAAGGAAUUUAUUUAAACUUUUAGAAAACUUAUUGUUGCUAAGAUAUAUUGAAGAGUAAGCUGUGAAGGAGAUGGUGUGCAUUACUUUGCCACUAGAAUACAAUAAAGCUAGGGUUACCAUGUGGCUCCAGAUUAACCGGACGCUGUGAGAGAACGGGAUUUCAAAAUUCCCCUUAAAUUGAAAUAAAUGAAUGUGUAAAUGAACCAUCCUUAGCCACAAUUAAUAAUGGUGCUUAAAUACCCGCAUGCGCGUCAAAUAAUUGUAUUAUACCAAGAAUGAAUUGCAGCCAGUCGCUGUUUUUUAAUGUGUGUUAAAAUUAAAUCGCCCAUAUUAUUCUGCAAAUACAAUCGCAUCACCAUCUCGUUGCUCUAUCAAUAAAUUAGCUAUUCGUUCAUUAAGAUCUGAUCAGAAGCAGCUGAUCAGUGUGACUUGUUUGCUGCGCCCAAGCAAUUCCACCACAGCAGGAUUAAUCUCAGCAAAGGCGGAGCUCAUUUAUACGUGAAUUACUUUCAGUUUAGGGGGAAUUUUGAAAUCCCGGUCUGUCUCAAAGCGUCCGGUUAAUCUGGAGCCAUAUGGUAACCCUAAUAAAGCUGUAAUCUUCCAGCACACACCUUUAUAGAAGUCUCUCAUAGUAAAAAUGUAGUAAAGUGUAAUAAAGCACUCAGAGGUGCGGUAAAGCUUAUUAAUAAACAUGGCAAACGAGGGUAAACUCUGGUAGAUGUAGAGUAUAUAUAACUAUAGGGAAAGCAUAGGGGAGUGCAAUAUCACUGCAAAAAUCCAGCAGUACAUUUUUAUAGAGGAGAACACACACAGAUGUUUCUGUAAAUACCGUCAAAACGUUACAGAAGGUUAUUUCACCAAUCUAUACACAGUGGCGAUUUUUAAAGCAUUAUGCAGCUCUGGGGGGAAGCCAGUAACCUGACAUUUGCUGCCCCAAGAUAACCUUUAAAAAUGAGUGGACCUUAGAGCAAAACUACAACUUCAAUUUAAAACAUGAUACCCAGUACUAGCUCUCCAUAUGCGUGGUGGAUGCAAUCUAAGGGUGCUGUAAAAUGCUCUAAAAUCCAGCUGUGGCUUAUCAGGGUAUGGGAUGAUCAGAUCCCACAGUGCUAAUGUUUUAUUAAUAAUGUGUCCAUUUUGGUGUAUCAUAAUCUAUUAAUAACAUUGUGGUGUGUGUAAUGAACUGAUCAGUGUACUGGAAUGGCGAUUUUGACAUGAUACUGUUCUAUACAUUAAAUAUAUUCAAUACA
This is a messenger RNA of Acipenser ruthenus (sterlet), 3248 nucleotides long. Its product is annotated as macrophage mannose receptor 1-like. The transcript has 15 exons. The record is from RefSeq and is a predicted model, not a curated record. NCBI's taxonomy places the organism in Eukaryota, Metazoa, Chordata, Actinopteri, Acipenseriformes, Acipenseridae. Bases 71 to 1207 code for a protein of 378 amino acids.